Messenger RNA from Eimeria tenella, 438 nucleotides. RefSeq lists its product as uncharacterized. The record is from RefSeq and is a predicted model, not a curated record. NCBI's taxonomy places the organism in Eukaryota, Apicomplexa, Conoidasida, Eucoccidiorida, Eimeriidae. Bases 1 to 438 code for a protein of 145 amino acids. The transcript has a single exon.
AUGCGGCGACCGCAGGGCGCCAAUAGCUGCAACGGCAGCAGCAGCAGCAGCAGCAGCAGCAGGAGAGAGCCUCCCCAGCUGAUUCAAGGGGCGCUUUACGGGGGCGGCCGCUUCGACCCGUGGCUGCUGCUGUCGCAGCUGCUGCUGCUGCUGAGCUGCUUCUAUUUGCUGCUGUGUCUCUUCUCCUUUGUUGCCCUCACGUUGCUGCAGCAGCGUCAGCGGUCGGCACCCGUAGUCCAGCAGCAGCAGCAGCAGCACUCUUUUCGUCAGCCACAGGACAGCCUAGCAGCUGCAGCAGCAACAGCAGCAGCAGCGGCAACGCAUGCGCCGCAGCCACGCCAUGUGUCUUUGCUGUUUAGUAGCGGCAGCAGCUCCACCCCCAAAGAGACAGCAGCUGCGCUGGAUGCGGCUUUGCUGCUGACGGGCGUUGCUCUGUGA